Molecule: messenger RNA, 3982 nt
Organism: Cyprinodon variegatus (sheepshead minnow)
Lineage: Eukaryota; Metazoa; Chordata; Actinopteri; Cyprinodontiformes; Cyprinodontidae
Gene: pak4
Product: p21 protein (Cdc42/Rac)-activated kinase 4
Exons: 11
Coding region: 187-2169 (660 amino acids)
Biological process (GO): protein phosphorylation; regulation of MAPK cascade; intracellular signal transduction
Cellular component (GO): cytoplasm
Molecular function (GO): ATP binding; protein serine/threonine kinase activity
Source: RefSeq, a predicted model, not a curated record
GUUCAACAUGGCGCUGGUAAAAGUAAGAGACUUCAGCUAAUGUCAGACAGUUUGCUCAAACUUGUCCCGCUCAUGCUCUUCUAGGCACAGGAAAGUUAACAGACAGCCCUCCGAGGCAGCAGGAAAAGUUUAUUUCUGCUUUUCUGGAUCUGAUGCUUGCUUGCAGCAGCCUCCUCCAUCAGCACCAUGUUUGCCAAAAAGAAGAAGCCUCGAGUCCAGAUCUCUGCUCCAUCCAACUUUGAGCACCGUGUCCACACAGACUUUGACGAGCAGGAGCAGAAAUUCGUUGGGCUGCCGCGCCAAUGGCAGUCCCUCAUCGAAGACACCGCCAAGAGGCCGAAACCGUUCAUCGACGCAACCAUCAUCACGACUGUUGAGCCGCGAAAGACUAUUGUUAGAGGCAGCAAGUUGGGAGCAGACGGCUCCUUAACGUGGCUGCUCGAUGAGUUCGACACCAUGUCUGUGACUCGCUCCAACUCCCUGCGACGAGGCAGCCCUCCUGUUCAGCCUCGCAGGGACUCCGGCUCCUCAGGUGGAGUAGGCAGAGAGCACGAGAAUGGAGACCCUCAGCACAAGCACUACGCGCACCAAGACAGACAAGACAGGGACAGACACAGACAGGACCACCAGGGCGAGCCCCGCCACCAUCAGCGUGGAGUCCAUCCACAUUCCAGAGACGAGGAUAUGCAGGGUCGGCCCCAGCAGCAGCCUCGGGGCCAAGAGCCCAGCAAGGCGUACAGGGACCGGAUCGGCUCGGGUCAGCACCCUCCUGCUCACAGAGACAGAGAUCCUCGGGAGCAGGAGCAGGUGGUCCGCCGGGACCAACAGAGCGACCACAGGCCCAAGUCCAGCUAUGCUGCACGCGAGGGCAGUCCAACAUCUCCAAGGGACAAGAGGCCUCUCUCUGGACCAAACAUCCGAACCCCAAACCUGCCGAUAACUGAGGGUGUGAUGAAGACCGCCCAACAGAACACACGGCCUUUCAACACGUACCCGCGGACAGACAGUGAAGGUGGACGCAGUCCCACGGGACAGGUGGGCCAUCACCAUGAAUCCCCUCAGAAUGGACCAUCCAGCAGCUCCGCCAGAGGCUCUUCCACAUCCAAGCCCCCAAUAAGCCAUCCUCCAACUCAUCACGCCUCCCACCCCAUCCUCACCCCUGAUUCCUCUCAGCACCCACACACUCCUCACCCCAAUGUCCCGGCCCCGCGUCCCCCUGUGCCCAGCGGGCCCCCAGGGUCAGCCGCUCCGUCUCAGGGCCGCUCGCCCCAGAGGGAACCCCAGAGGGUUUCCCACGAGCAGUUCAGAGCGGCGCUGCAGAUGGUGGUGGAUCCUGGCGACCCGCGGACCUACCUGGAUCACUACAUUAAGAUCGGUGAGGGCUCCACGGGAAUCGUGUGCAUCGCCACGGUGAAGACCACGGGAAAACUGGUCGCCGUAAAGAAGAUGGACCUUCGGAAACAGCAGCGCCGAGAACUUCUCUUUAAUGAGGUGGUGAUCAUGCGGGACUAUCACCAUGAGAACGUGGUGGAGAUGUACAACAGUUACCUGGUGGGGGAUGAGCUCUGGGUGGUCAUGGAGUUCCUGGAGGGAGGAGCUCUCACCGACAUCGUCACCCACACCAGGAUGAACGAGGAACAGAUCGCCACCGUGUGUCUGUCAGUUCUGAAGGCGCUGUCUGUCCUGCACACCCAGGGUGUGAUCCACAGAGACAUCAAGAGCGACUCCAUCCUCCUGACUCACGAUGGCCGGGUGAAGCUGUCAGACUUUGGUUUCUGCGCUCAGGUUUCGAAGGAAGUUCAGAGGAGGAAGUCUCUGGUUGGAACGCCGUACUGGAUGGCUCCAGAGCUUAUAUCCAGGCUGCCUUAUGGACCAGAGGUGGACAUCUGGUCUCUGGGCAUCAUGGUGAUAGAGAUGGUGGACGGAGAGCCGCCAUACUUCAACGAGCCGCCGCUUAAAGCCAUGAAGAUGAUUCGAGACAACCUGCCCCCCAAACUGAAGAACCUGCACAAGGUCUCCCCUCUCCUCAAAGGCUUCCUGGACCGGAUGCUGGUGCGGGAACCGGCCCAGCGGGCCACGGCCGACGAACUCCUGAAGCACCCGUUUCUGUCGAAGGCAGGUCCGCCAUCAUGCAUCGUCCCCCUGAUGCGGCAGAACAGGAUGAGAUGAAACGUGACACUAAAGACCUCCGGGCUGUGAAGGCGACUCAGGUGGAACAGAAUACUCCUGCACACGGAUCCGAGGCGCGUCGUUAACACCAACGCCAUAAGAAAAGUUGAAGCAGCUGUGCAGGAGUAUUCUCUUAAUCUGGUGUGAGUCACUCAACUGUGGGGAGUGCGUUCCCUAAAUAAGAGGCAAUAAUGAUGGUGUGCGCGAGUGUGUGGGUGAGUGUGUGUAAUUGGAUGUUUCUGACGUCUGGAGGCUGAGCCGCGAAGGAGCAGCAGAGGAGCCGUCUGUUUUUUAUCAUGGAGGAGGAGGAGCUGGACGCUGUAGAGGCUCAUUUCUGUGGUCUGUUUGGUCUGCAGCCAGAAUCGGAUGUUUUGAAGGAGUCUGUGACGCUUGGAGUAACUUUUUAACCUCACCUACCCGACAAUCUACAAACGUUUUCACUACAGAGCCUCGUCCCAACCUUUGGACUCCUUAGCAGCCUGAAUUUACUACUGACAGUGGCAACCUUUGAACUCAGACUGUAUUUUGUAGCCAUAAAUAUCUUAGCUUCCUGUUGUAAACGAGCAGAAACACACUAAGUGAACAUGUAAACACUGGAGUCAUGGUAGCAGAGGACUUGUUCCACUAAUUUUCUAUUAUUCUUGUGUAAGAACAGUGAAAAUAGAGCGGUUAUAUCCCUUUUAAUGACUUUUUUCUGUCUGUUUUGUGAUAGAUGUAUUUUGUUUAUCAUAGAGUGAAACUUAUCAAGCACUGGUGACUAGAGAUGCAUAGAAGCUGCACCCCAGUUCAUGUCUGCUACACUAAAACUUUUAAACUUUGUUUUUUUUUGUUUGUUUUAGAUCAGAUAACCAAUCGGCACACAGUCCCAUAACACUAAGUCAAAAUUAACUAUUUCUGUUUAUUUUUGUAAUAACUGUAGCAUUUUUAGAACUAUAGACUUUUCUUUUGUUUGUUUUUUUAUUUAAUUAUCCACUUUAGAAAAUGAACUAAAAAACACUAAAACUUCUUCCUCCUCUCUGCGUUUUUUUAUGUCUCUCCUGACCAAUGAGAAGGACCUAUUUUCUCUGUGAGCUACACUGUUUUAACUAAUUAAUGCCACACAUCCUGAUUUCCCAAUGAGCCCUGAAAGCAGCAAAAAGGAACAAAUUUACGGUUUACCAUCUGAAUUGAACCAAGUAAAGAAAAAAAGUUAAAAUGUGUCCUCUAGUAAAUAUUUGACUCUCUCUCCAUUGAGUCUUUGUUUUCCUUUGAGGACCAGUUCUGCAGGAAUCAAUGUUUUUCCAUUUACCCUUGCAAAAAUCUGCCCUAAUAUCUCCCAUUUGAAUUAUAAACUCUGCUUUUAGCUUGUUAAAGAUAGGCCUAACAAGAUUAUCCUAGCAAGCAGUACUUGGUGUUACUUUUUUAAAUGGCAUGUCUCCAUGAAUCAGCAGCAAUUCUGACCCAUCACCCUCAGAUUCCACAUACUCAGCGCUCCACUCCGCCCCGCUUACGUAUUUCGUGAAGAGUACUUCUGUCAUGUUAAUCAAUGAGAGCUGUUCCACAUCCUCCGCACGUCAUCGUCCACGUACGUCUUCUCCGUCCAUCACCGUCAAAAUACAGAGCAGAGCUAUUUUUUGCUCGCACCAAACAGGAAAAAGAACGUCGAAGAUCCAGUUUGUCAAAUUAAGAUAUGGUAACUAAACAUUAGACCAUAAUUCUUAUAUUUUACCCAAUACUAAGAGCGUUUAAUUAAAUGAUUGGAUGCAAACUAUUGGUACUUCAACAUACCAGGAAGCAGAUUUCUCAUCUCCAUCAAAUUAUUUAUUUUAUACCG